UCGCGGAAGUUUGCUGACAAAUCUGUAACGCUACGGACAUCAGAUGCGGUAGUGAGUGACACCGACUGUAAGCAGAGUCUGUAUGUCUAAAGAGCCUGAAUCACGGAGCUGAAAGGGAUAAAGUGUGGGGAAUAUCAGUGAUGGGGAACGCGGAGAGCGGCGGUGCAGGGAGCGGUGACGAGGAGGACAUCGAGGCGGAGAGCCCGAGUUUCACGGAGGGCGGCACGGCCUCUGCGGCGGCGCCGGGAGUCGGGACUGGUGGCGGCGGUAAUAACACAGCAACAAGAGGAUCGGGGCGCAGCGGCAGCAGCAGGGGUUCAGCUCACGCUCCUGUAGCGAGCUCCGGCCUGCCGUCUCCAGAGGCCCUGAUGGAGCAGGUGAGGCUGAGAGAGGCGGCGGGCCGCACCGGUGAAACCGCCACUCUCACCGUGUCGGAAUCUGCCAUCGCCCGCAACGAGAGCGCGCUGGUGCGCUGGCUGGAGGAGCGACUCGGCCGCGGCGAGGAAGCGCUCACACUGGAGCAGUUCUGUGACAUGCUGGAGAGCAGAGACGCGCAGAGGGAAGAGUGUGAGGAGGCUUUCGGUCAGUUUGAUGCCGAGGGCGAUGGGGUAGUUGAUGUCGAGAGCAUGCUCAUGGCCCUGAAGAACAGCAACGGCGCAAAUCUGCAAGGAGAACUCAGUCACGUGAUCAGACAGCUGCAGGCCUGCUCUCUGACUCCAGGAUUUGUGGACAUCUUCUCCAAGUCAAAAGACCGGAUCAGUGCACAUGCCUCAAAGAUCCUGAAGUUCCUGCACAGGAAUCGCAUCCCAAGCAAUGCAAUUCCCUUUCCUGUUCUAGAAGGCUACAAUAGCAUCACCUCCAUGAGGGCCGCAGUGCUGCAGGACUACCUAGAUCACCUUCUGCAGAAAGAGAAAGACCUAGACAUUCAGUAUGGGACAGAGCUGACCCAGGGCCCCGAAGUGGAUCGGGUCAAGGUGGUCUCUCAGUGCUACUGCUCCAUUGAGGCCUCGUCCAACGGUGCAGACGUCCACAGGAUGACCAACGGUGAAACCGUGUCCUAUUGGCAGUCUGAUGGCAGCGCGCGCUCCCACUGGAUCAGGUUAAAACUGAAGCCAGAUGUGGUGCUAAGGCGGUUGGCCAUCGCCGUAGCCUCCAGCGAUCACAGCUACAUGCCGCAGCUGGUGUCCGUGUCGGUAGGAAAGAGUCGACGCUCGCUGCAGGAGAUCAGAGACAUUCGCAUCCCCAGCAACGUCACAGGCUACGUGCCUUUGCUGGACAACGCCAACAUCUCUCAGCCAUAUGUUCAGAUCAACAUUAAGCGGUGUUUAAGCGAUGGCUGUGAUACACGUAUCCACGGCCUGAAGACCAUGGGCUACCAGGUGACUAAGAGUAGAGAGGUGUCCGUGUCCGACGCCUCGGCCAUCUGGUACCUGUCUCUGCUCACCUCACUGGUGACAGCGUCUAUGGAGACCAACCCUGCCCUCGCCAACACCGUCCUCCAGAGCACACAAAAAGCUCUAGAGCACAUGCCACCUCUGUCUUUAACGCCGUCCUCCACCGAGUUCCCCAAGUUCUUCUCACCGAACAUCCUGGAAGAGGUGGAUGCCUUCCUCCUCCGGAUCGCAGAUUGCUGUGUGACUCCAGAUGCUGAGUUGACUCUUUUGGCAUUCGCUCUCGCUCGAGGCAGCGUGAUGAAGGUCUUGAUGUCUCUAUCUGGGAUGUGUGAGCGAGUGGACUCCGAAUAUCGCUCUGCCCUGCUGUUGGCCUCCAUGGCCUCGGUCCGGCUCAGCCUUCUCUACCGCAACGGAAAAACUUUACAGUUACGUUUACAAGCGUGUGACGUGAAGAGUCGAGAUGAUAAAUGUGGCCCAGAAAACAUGCUGACGGAUCCGUCUACAGGAGACGGUUUUCUCACAGAGAGCGGGAAGAAGAAAGCCAGCGUGAUUCUCUCCACCGAGGACCAGACGUGUUUCCAGGUCACACAGAUCCGAAUCAAAGUACGGAAAGGGGCCAUCGGCGCUAAAUGUGGCCUGGUGUUUGCUUACAACGACUCGGAAGCUUUUGAUGCAGACAAGCACUUUAAGAAGUUCCGGAAGUACGACUCCUGGGAUUUUAAGGACUACAAGGAGUUUAUCCAAGACAAACUUUCUAAUAAAGGAGGAACAGAGGUGAGAGAGGAGAAUCCUGUCGGCUGGUUUGAGCUGGAAGAUGACUGGAACGAUGUGGAGAUCAAGCUACAGCAGUGCCGGGUUGCAAAUUUCCUCAUGGUGAAGUUCAUAUGCGCGAGGCAGGACUCGGCCGAGCGGCUCGGGGUUCAGCAGCUAUCCUUUAGCGGCUACUUGUGUCCUGAUUUUGAAAGACUGGAAGAAGAGGAGGAGCUGAAUUCCCGUACACAAGUGGGCAACCCAGGCCUGGUCACAGGUCUCACACUCAUCAGAAAGACUCUUUACUUCAUCCAGCAGCUCACUCGAGACAUGGACAUGAUGCUACACAAGCCAAAGUCUUUGUUAGACUUCAGUGGGCUGACCUUGCCACUCUUCUGGGACUUCUACAGAAAACUCAGGUCAAUAGAGGGAGAGGAGGGGAUGAAGGCUCAGGUCCUCCUGCUCCAGCUCCUUCAGAACUGUUUCCCAGCUCUUCCUGCCUUGCCAGAGUCCCGGGACUCAACAGAGAACACUUCAUCAUCAUCAUCAUCAUCAUCUUCUUCAUCAUCAUCAUCAGCCACAGCAUCAGUGAGCACAGAUGUGGAUCCAGCAGAAGCUGUAGGGGAGCUGUAUAGCCACCUCUGUCAGGUUGUAGAUGGGCCUGAAGGAGAGUCUGCAGUGGAGAAAUCUCUGAGGAAACAGGCAGUGAAGUGCAUCCUGAGCGGCGCUGCCAUCUUCUACCCAGACAAACAGAGCCGGCGAAACAAACUCUUUGACAUGAUGAAGAACCUGACCGGGGAAGAUCAGCCCGAGUCAACUAAGCUGACAUUCGAGUCACUCUGUAAUUAUUUCAGUGAACAGGACCCGAGCGGUCUGCUGCUUCUGCCUCCUAAAGGAGCAGCUGCUGACUUUGACAUCUCCCCCAUUCUCAGUGUUAUGGACACUUUGCUUCUCGUGGCCAAUAGAGAGUGUGAGGUGAUGAUGGACAGCUCUGGAGGACACAGCCGGAAGGUCCUGCUCUCUCUGUUCUGGGCUCUGCAGGGCAGUUUGCUCUCAUGGUGCUUCCUACAGCUCAAAGGAGGCGCGACCACAGCAUGCGAUCUGGCCAGAGACGUCCUGAUCAAAUAUGUUGCACAGUUCCUCGCCAGCACCCGAACCAUGCUGAGCUCCCUGCUGGAGAGGUACACCGCUAGUGACAUCAUCACCAAGCUCAGCAACUCCAUCGUCUCUAUGGCAACCAGGCAGCUGACGAUCUUCCUGUUGGAGAUGUGCACUCUGGACGUUCCUCACUGCAUCAUCCUCAGGAGCUGCUUCUCUCUCCUGGAGCUGCUGAAGAAGCUGUCCAACGGUGUAGGAGACUCCUCCCUGGGUGGUGUAGACGGGUGGCAGCACCCUCAGCAGCCGGUGGUGUUGAGGACGUGGCACAUGGAGUCCGCUCACAAUUACGAGGACAGUAAACACGAGAACACCGUGUUCCUGUGUCCCGGUGCGACGUAUUUCGAGGUGGAUUUUGACGAACGCUGCGAGACAGAGAAGAGGUACGACUAUUUGGAGUUUACGGACUCCAGAGGAGGCAAAGUGCGCUAUGACAUGAAAGUUGGCUCUGAGAAGUGGCCAAAGAAAGUCACAUUUAAAGCAGGCCACCAGCUGCAGUUCCUGUUCCACUCAGACAGCAGUAACACCGAGUGGGGCUACAAGUUCACGGUGACGGCGUUCGGUCUCCCAGACAUCAGCGUCUCCUGGAUCUCGGACCUGCAGCUCCUCGUGUCGAGGCUGAUGGGCCGUCUGGCUUCGCGCACCAUGGCGCUCAAAUCCACACACGACGUUCACAGUGUGAAGGAGCUUCCUGCGGCCAUGAUGAACCACGUGAUUUCCUCUGCACUGUGGAAGCCCGUGUUCAUGCACGGCUUGAGCAGACCGGCCCGAAGCCGAGAGCCUGAACGCUGUGGCGACGACAUGCAGCAGACAAAACUUGUCUCCUCUGGAGAUGACCUGGUGGAGUUCCUGGUGGACUUCGCACGCUGGGAUCCUUCCGGCGAGUCACAUGACGAAAGAGCGGAGCUUAUGAGGAACCUCAUGCUGUAUUGCAAGAAGCAGCUGGUCAGGAGCGAGAUUGCUUCGGGGUCGAAGGUCGAUCAGGCUGUAAACGCGAUCUGGGCGGCUAUGAUAUACCACACCCCAGCUCUUCAGACUUCACUCAGGAACUUUGUGCUAAAGCCGGGGCAGAUUGGUGUGUGUGACGACCUCGUGCAGGUCUACAUGCUCGCUGAUGGCAUCAGGACAUGGAUGUUGGAGAUGAAGCAGCGCUCCCUGCUGGUCAAAAUGAACGGCUCAGGAGAGAAAGGGGACAGUCAAGGAGAAGUUACACCAGAGUCUUUGGCUGAGAUCUGCAUCAGUAAGAGUUUGCUGUUGUUCAGGUUCAGCCCCGGUGCUGGCAAUGUCUCUGCACCUCCUCUGUGUCCGGAUGCGUGUAAACCAGCAGAGAGUCCCGUUGUCCCGGCUCUCCCUCACUCUGCGUCUGUAUCAGAAGGUGAUUUCCAGGCCUGUCCUUCCUCUUCCUCCCAGAGUCCUACAAGGGCAGAGGCUCAGCAUCCUCAGAUCUCUGCUUCCUCGGAUCUUGCUGCUUCCAGCAGUGCCAGUGCUCAGGGUUCUAGAGGAUCCACAGAGAGCCUUCACUCUCAGUGCGGAGAACCCGUGUCCCCGCUGACCUUUUCCCGCAGAUUGCCGUUUAGCCGCGGCCGCCUCAGACUGCUCUCCUACCGCUCGAUUGAGGAAACGCGUCCCAUCCCGUCAGUCAAAGAGAGAUUCUUAAUCCUCAAACACAUCUUCAGCUUCAUGAAGGACAUGGUGAUUAGUGAGAGCAGUGUUCUCAAGACUCUAGCUUUAAAAAAGUCCCAGGCUCUGAGUGUGUGUGAAGUUUUAGACGUGGUGCAGCAGUGUUUACUGUCCCUGGGGAAUCCUCACCUCUUCCAGGCUCCCUGUAUUCUGUUCCUGCAGGAGCUGCUCGCCUGCCAGAAAGACUUCACCAAUUAUUUCUCCCAGUUGUCCGGCUGUGGACCGGAUCUGAAGGAGCAGGUCAGGUCGUCCUACCAUCAGCUCAUCCGCAUGCUCGUAGAAGCCGUGCAAGGAUUCAGCAAGCUCGGUGACAAGGUGCUGUUGCCAGCGUUGUCGUGUGUACAGACGUGUCUACUUCACCUGCUGGGGAUGAGCUGGGAAGUUCAAGACCUGCCUCUUUUUGAAGACAUCAAGUUACCUGAUCUGCUGCUCACCAUGUCUCAGGAGAACAUCAGCGUACAUGACAUCGCCAUCAGUCAGUGGACAGAAGAGGACGAGAUCUCCGACUACGAGAGGAACACGGAGUGGAUGGACGAGUGCAUGGACGGCAUGUUUGAGAAAUGGUUCGACAAGAUUUCCCAAGCCUCAGCAGAGGAGAAGAGAAAGAUGCACAUGUUCAUCGCUCGCUACUGCGAUCUGUUGAACGUGGAGAUCUCGUGUGAUGGGUGUGAGAGAAUCGCUCCUGGACACCGCUACCGCUGUCUGCAGUGCACCGACAUGGACCUGUGCAAGACCUGCUUCCUCAGCGGUGCCAAGCCUGAAGGACAUGAGGACGAGCACGAGAUGGUAAACAUGGAGUAUGCUUGUGAUCACUGCCAGGGUCUCAUUGUAGGCAGCAGAAUCAACUGCAACGUCUGCGAGGACUUUGACCUCUGUUUCGGCUGCUACAAUGCCAAAAAAUACCCAGACAGUCACCUGCCUACCCACCGGAUCACCGUCUACCCCAUGGUAACCAUCCGCCUCAGCGAUCGGCACCGGCUCAUCCAGCCAUACAUCCAUAACUACUCCUGGCUCCUGUUCACCUGCCUGGCCUUGUUCACCUCAGAGCUGAUGAGCGAGUCAAAGGAGCCCGUGGUUCAGUGUCACGCUGCUGCGCUGCAGAGCCGCUGCUCCCAGCUCAUUACUGAGUGUUUGAUGAAGGGCCAGACAGGAAAAGGUUUGCGAGCUUCAGCUCUAUUGUCGUUGCUCUCCUCUACUGAGCCGGAGCCGUGUCGUCUCAGCCCAGAGCUCAGUCAGGAGCUCAGUAUCUCAGACACUUCCUCUCUACCAGGUAGCACUGCAGCGAUCUGCUCUCCACCUUCCUCGCUCUUUAAAACAUUGUCUGCAGAGGAGACAGGGGGGCGGGGCCAGCUGGUUUCCCAGGAUACACUGGACUCUCCGUCACUGUCCAGUGAAGACACGCUGUCUCCCGAGCUCAGAGCUGCUGACUCCAGUGGUGAUACCAUCACAUCUCCUACCUCUGAGCAUGUGGACAACAAAGAGCAGGAAGACGAGACGGAGCUGAAAGGACCUCUGCAGGAGCAGGUGUUUGCAGAGUGUUCCAGGGAGAGGAUUCUGGGAUUGCUGGCAGCCAUGUUACCUUCAGCCAAACCGGGCACCACAAUUUCCCUCUCUGGUCUGAGCCCUAUUCUGCCUCUGCUCUUCCGUGUGGUCAUCUCCAACGCGGGAUGUCUGAACGAAGCCUACCACCUGACACUCGGACUCCUAGGGCAGCUGCUUCUGCGCAUCUUACCUGCCGAGGCAGACGCAGCCGUCACCGAGGCUCUUUCUGAAAAAUACGAGCUGCUGGCGCCGGCUAACGGAGCGAUCAACGACAUACAAGGCUGGAAAACCACUCAGCUUUUGUUCAGCCUUGGAGCUGUGUGUCUGGACAGUCGUAUUGGUUUAGACUGGGCGAGCUCGGUAGCGGACAUCUUGAGAAACCUGAACGCGUGUCCUCAGUGGUCCGACGUUAUCGCUAUCUUCACUGAUCACUGCAUUAAGCAGCUACCACACCAAUUCAAACGCUCCAACAUCUUCACUCUGCAUGUCCUGGUCAUCUUCCCUGAGGUGCUGUGUAUGGGAACUCAGUCGGUGUUCCUAGACAACGCUAACGAGCAGCACAACAUCAUCCUGCUCAAACACUUCACCAAGAAGAACCGAGCCGCCGUCGUCGACGUCAAGACGCGUAAAAGGAGAACGGUGAAGGAUUACCAGCUGAUGCAGUCUGAUGAGAGUCUGGCUCUGUCCAGUCAUUACCUGAAGGAUUUCAUCUCCGUCGUGAGCCAGCUGCUGCAGAACGGGGUAGAAAGCAGCACCCCGGAUGCUGUGGAGGCAACCUGGGUGCUCUCACUCGCCCUCAAAGGCCUUUACAUCAUCCUUAAGAAGCACGGCAGCGAGCAGGUCCAGCAGGCCAUGCACAGCGCUGGCCUCAUGCAGUUGCUGGUACGCAAAUGCAGUAAGGGCACUGGCUUCAGCAAGACAUGGCUGUUGCGUGACCUGGAGAUCCUUUCCAUCAUGCUCUACUCGUCUAAACGCGAGAUCCACUUCAUGGCCGAAGAGAGCGAGAGCGGCGAGCGAGAGGAGGACAGAGAGAAGGACAAAGGGCACGACUCGGACCUUUCCAGCUGCUGCGCCGAAGACGCCGAUCCGCUCGAGGGGCUGGAUGAAGAGACCAAAGCCUGCUUCCAGCUUACUCAUGAUGCUCUAAAUGCUCCUCUGCACAUCCUGAGAGCUUUGUAUGAGCUCCAAAUGAAGAGGACGGACUCGUUUUUCCGGGAAGUGCAGAAACGGUUUGACGGAGACGUGAUAAAGACAGACGAGACGAUUCGGACGCUGGCACAGAAAUGGCAGCCUGCUAAGCGUACGCACUCGGACGAGCGUCAUGCGAAGGCCGUGGACACGGACAUGAUCAUCACACCCUGCGUGCUGAAGCCAAGCCGCUGCGAGACGGCCACAGAGGAGACGAACGCAGUGACGCAGAAGCUGAUCACCAUCACGGAAAGCGAGCUGCAGCUCAGUUAUGCCAAGCAGCGGCGCACCAAGAGCUCAGCGCUGCUGCACAAGGAACUGGAUGCGCGCAGUAACAAGGCAGUGCGCCACUACCUGUUCCGUGUGAAUGAGGCCAUCAGCAUCCUGUACGCCCGGCACGUGCUGGCUCUGCUGCUAGCCCACUGGCCUGACAGUGAUCCUAUCAGCGAGGAGGACUUGGAGCUGAGUGGAGCCUCACACAUGGCCCACAUCCUCGACAUGCUCAUGCAGCUGGAGGAGAAGCCGCUGUGGGAAAAGAUCCUGCAGAAGGUGAUAAAAGGUUGCAGUCAGAGCAUGCUGGACAGUCUGUCCCUGACUGCGUGUCAGUUCAUGGAGGAGCCUGUUAUGGCCAUGCAGGUCAGAGAAUCCAAACACCCCUACGACAACAACACUAACUUUGAGGACAAGGUGCACAUCCCCGGAGCAUUUUAUCUGUCUGUGAAGUUCGAUUCUCGAUGCCAAACUGAGGAGGGAUGUGACGAGCUGCAGCUGGCCAGUAGUGCCGACUUCCAGCAGGACCUGCACACCUUUAGCGGCUCCUACCACAAAUGGGCUGAUGUGGAGAUACCAGGGGACACUCUUCACUACAGGUUUGUGUCAGACAUGAGUAAUACAGAAUGGGGCUACAAGUUCACUGUGACUGGAGGACAUCGUGGACGCUUCCAAACUGGUUUUGAGAUCCUGAAGCAGAUGUUGGCUGAUGACCAGGCUCUGGCCCAUCUGCCGCUGGCGGUCAUCUGGGAAUGGCAGGUGAGCGUGGCCUGUCGUCAGACAGGAAGUCAGCGCUUAAAGGCAAUUCACCUGCUGCUGCGGAUACUGCAGUGUCCUACUCAGUGGGGCUGUGAUCUGACCCUGCUCAGGCCACUGUGGCAGCUCUUUACCACAAUGGAAGGUGGAGUAAAUCAUGAUCCCACCAGCAUCAGCGUCCUGUUGCCACUUCAUCGAGCUCUCACUGAACUCUUUUUCAUUGCUGAGACCAAAGCCAUGGAGCAAGGCAUACUUCAGGAGUAUCUCCUCGCUCUGACAACCAACGAACAACUCGUAACACACACAGCUCAGGCACUGAAGAACAUCGCUGCCAUCAGCUUGGCCAUCAAUUACCCAAAUAAAUCCACCAGACUGCUGAAUGUUUCUCCCUGAGACGGGGAAAAUCGGGGCUGUCGGCGCCGUGUGUGUCCUCCAUCGCUGCCUUAUAGCAGGCAGGUAAAAGGUGUUCCAGGAAAGCCCCAGCGCAAGCUCGCUCUCUCUCUCUGUCUCUCUCUCUGUCUCUCUCUCUCUCUCUAUCUCUCACUCUCUCUCACAAACUCACACACACGUAUAUGCAGCGUCUUCCGUCUUCAAGGGACACUGAGAGAAGAAUUACCCUUGUUGUCGUGUCAUUUUAGUCGAUAUCAUCAGAAUUAGCAUUACGGACGGGCCAAAGGCAUAUCGCAAGAACUCGAGCAUUCUUCUUCCUCCUAUUUUUUUUCCCUUUUAUUAACCGCCCUCUUCAUUUCUUACUUGAACCAGCUCCAGUUCUGAAAGCCGGGCAGCGGUGCCGCGUGCCAAAUUUCCCAGCGUUUCCCUCAGUAAAGUCGCUCUUUCCUCCCUUUAUUUAUGCUCCUCAUCAAGCGCACCUCGGGCGAGACAAUCGAUCAGGCUGAAAGCAGGUCACCUCUCUCCGCUUUCGGCCCUAAAAAUACAAGCGACCCACACAGCCUCAUCCGUCAGGGCGGCCUGAGACUUGGGUCCAAACCAGCGACAGCCUCAGAGAGCCGCUUCGAACAGUUUAUUCACAAAUUUACAAAACGACUGUAACAAAACAUGCCUUUUUUUUUUUUUUAAUCAUUAUGAAUACUAUUAUUAUUAUUAUUAUUAUUAUUUGAAUGUUCACAUCAUCUGUAUACUGUUAUAUAUCCAUCACUUGAAAACUCAUUCUUCUACAUGAAUUUGCGCCUGGGAGGUCGCUUUGAUGUGCCACAGGAAACUGUAGCCUUAAAGCGAUCAGUAAACCGACGGGUUCAGAAUAAGGGACGACCUCGGACCUGAAAAUGAAAUAAUCUUAGUUUGUUUUUUUUUUUUUGGUUGUUUUUAUUUUUUUUUUAAUAUGCUGCUUAAUUUUCUGGUUUGAACAGUUAGACUAAUUAGAUUAAGGGAAUUGCUAUUUGAAUCCUGGUGGUAGGAGAUUACAAGUUAGUUAGUUUUUUUUUCAUUACAUAGGACAUCAACAAGCAGACGUGUGAUUAAAACUAUAUUUUUGGAUUUUAUUUUAGUGGGUUUAAACUAGAAAACGAUUAAGAUAAAUAGUCGUUGACGCCAAAGAAACUUCUCGCCUGAAAGAAAAAAAAAAAAAGUCAAGGAACGUUCCGGAAGUAGUUCCAGUAGUGCGGAUCUUCCGACAGGAUAUUUGGAUGAUAAAACAAUAGACAUUAAGGUAUUUUUUGCAUUACUGACUGAAGAUAGGGAUCAGUAGGAACGGUUGAGGUUAAACACAGACCCUUUAGUCGUCAGUAAGUUUGUUUACAAGAAGAAGAGAAAAAAAAAAAAAAAAGAAAGAAA
Molecule: messenger RNA, 10526 nt
Organism: Tachysurus vachellii
Lineage: Eukaryota; Metazoa; Chordata; Actinopteri; Siluriformes; Bagridae
Gene: zzef1
Product: zinc finger, ZZ-type with EF hand domain 1
Exons: 53
Coding region: 141-9128 (2995 amino acids)
Biological process (GO): regulation of synaptic plasticity; protein ubiquitination
Cellular component (GO): postsynapse
Molecular function (GO): ubiquitin-like protein ligase activity; calcium ion binding; zinc ion binding
Source: RefSeq, a predicted model, not a curated record